CUUACAAUCCCGUUUUUCAAGCCUCGACUUCAAACGCUCGCUCUCCCUCUCUGGGCGGUGCAACUGCAAAAAACCCUAACUCCCAAAAUGUUGAUCACGGAGGAGCAGAGAAAGCGAGCGGAAGCAAAUCGAGUGGCAGCCCUAGCGAAGCGAAAGGCACUCGAAGAAUGCACCACCAGUGAACAGAACGUUGAUCCAUGGAGGCUCUUCAAGUGUACCAAGGUCUCUGGGGAUGUCAGUACCCGUCACCCAAAAUCGCAUCCAAAUGAAUUGAUCGACCCGGUUCCGGUGACCCAUUUGAGUCAAAGUUUCCGGGUCAAGUUAGAAAUUUGCUCUCCCGACUCGUUCUCGGCUACGCCCGAAGUAGUCGAGGGUUUUGAAUAUCCUGGUGAUGAAGAAUGCUUGCAGAAACUGAGCGAUUGUUUGGCGGAUGUGGUGCCAUCACACUAUACACAAAAUCACAUUGGUGGAAAGGCAUGUGUUUAUAAGCUCAGGGAUUACGAUGCUGUCUUGAAUUACUUAAAGAACUACAAGGGUCUUCAGAUUGAUGCGGUACCCUUUCAAACGCUUAAUGUUGUCGAGAGACUCUCACAUUCCUUUAUUUUACAAAGAUGGGAGCCCUGCAGGCCUGAGCAUUUACAUGAUGAGAAAGUCAAUGAACUAAUGGAGAAGCUACCCAAAAAAUUGUUAGCUACACUCUUGCCUUUCCAACUUGAUGGCUUAAGAUUUGGCUUGCGAAGGGGUGGACGGUGUCUUAUUGCGGAUGAAAUGGGUCUUGGGAAGACACUCCAGGCUAUUGCUAUUGCAGGCUGUUUCAUAAAUGAAGGUCCUAUACUUGUUGUCUGCCCAGCUAUCUUGCGUUUUUCAUGGGCUGAAGAGUUGGAGCGGUGGCUUCCCUUUUGUUUACCUUCUGAGAUCCAUCUUGUUUUCGGUCAUCGGAAUAAUCCAGCAUCUUUGACAAAAAGCCCAAGAGUUGUGGUUAUCUCUUAUAAAAUGCUUCAUAUCCUGCAAAAGAGCAUACUUGAACGAGAGUGGGCUCUAAUGAUAGUUGACGAAUCUCACCAUGUACGAUGCUCAAAGAAAAAGUCAGAGUCAGGAGAGGUAAAAUCCGUUCUUGAUGUGGCUGCAAGGGUCAAGCGCACAAUCUUGCUAUCUGGGACACCCUCUUUGUCAAGGCCCUUUGACAUAUUUCAUCAGAUAAACACGUUAUGGCCUGGUUUGCUGGGAAAGACCAAGUAUGACUUUGCAAAAACUUACUGUGCCGUCAACUUUGUUCAGUAUUCUCAAGGGAAAAAUUCCAGGGAUUUUUCAAAGGGCACUCGUUUGGAGGAGUUGAACGUGUUACUUAAGCAAACAGUUAUGAUAAGACGGUUAAAGGAGCAUGUGCUGGUGCAAUUACCGCCAAAGCGCCGGCAAAUUAUAACAUUGAUGUUGAAGAAAUCGGAUAUCGCUCUGGCAAAGGCUGCAAUUAGGGUGGUGAAUGGUGAUACUUGUCAAAAAAAUGACACUGAAGACCAGCCUUCUCAAAAUUCCAACAGAGCUGAUGAGCAACUCUCCAACCAAGAGAUUGGUAUUGCAAAGCUGUCUGGAUUUCGCCAAUGGCUAUCAAUUCAUCCACUCGUUGCUUCCUUCGAUGGCACAUCAAACUUUGAUAUGACCUGCACUUCUCAGAAAAUGAUAAUUUUUGCACAUCACCAUAAAGUUCUUGAUGGAGUACAGGAGAUCGUUUGUGAGAAAGGGAUUGCUUUUGUACGCAUUGAUGGAAGAACACUUGCUAGAGAUAGACAGUCAGCUGUCUUGUCAUUCCGAUCAUCACCCAAGGUUAAGAUUGCAAUUGUUGGUAUAACUGCUGGGGGUGUUGGACUUGAUUUCUCAUCUGCACAACAUGUUGUGUUUUUGGAGAUGCCUCAGUCACCAUCUCUGAUGCUUCAGGCCGAGGAUAGAGCCCACAGGCGAGGACAGAGGAACGCAGUCAACAUAUAUAUCUUCUGCGCAAUGGAUACAGUGGAUGAGAGACAUUGGCAAUACUUGAACAUGAGUUUGCACCGUGUUUCAUCUACAACAGAUGGGAAAUAUGAUUCAGUAAAGGAGCUGACGGUUGAAGGUGUUUCUUAUUUAGAAAUGUCUGGUAGCUUUGAUACGAGUUGUGAAGAACAAAUUUUUGACAAUUCCAGAUGCGAUAAGUCCCCUUCAUGGGAAGAACCUAAGCUGCCAGAAUAUAGCGUGGCACAGGAUAUACCAAAUUUUGAAGUAUAUGAUGGACUGGCUUCAAACCAAUACAGUAGAUUCAGUGAAAGGAGUAAGCCUACCUGCAGUGUCACCCUAAUUGAGGAUAUUCACAUGAAGGAAGAUAUUGUCCCUAAUGAGUCAGGAAAGAAAUUUCUUUCCGAGGAAAAUACAGAAGGCCUUCUUUCUGAAGCUGAAAUUGGAAUUCUCGGUGAUUUUUCUGUUUGCAAGCCUGGGGAGGCUAGUGAAAAUAAAUAUCAACUGGACAAGGAACACUCACUACAUCCUCAUGAAACAAUGAUAAAUGAUGGUGGACCUCUUGAGCCAAAUGAAUGUUCAUCUAAAUCAGUGGACUUACUGCGUUUUGAGGUGAGUCAAUACACUGGGAGGAUUCACCUGUAUUCAUGCAUUCCAGGGGUAGAUUUGAGACCAAGGCCACUGUUUGAGAGCUUCCGACCUGAGGAGCUUGGGAUGAUUGAUUCUGCUCCAGGUAAUGAUAAGGAAGCAGCUUCCCCAUUCUUCAAGGAUAGCCCACGUUACCGACAUUCUUUCCUGACAUUCAUUAACGAGUGGAAUAAACUAAGGCCCAUUGAUCGGAAGAAGUUACUUGGAAAGCCUUUGCAACUUCCUUUAACUGCUGAGUUGUGUUACUUGAAUGAAAGUAUCAACCAUGACAGGGGGGGACUGCUAAGGGGCAAAAGCAAGAGGCGGACUACACCGUUUUAUGAAAUAAGCCAAACUUUACCAUCAAAUGCCGAUUGGAGAAAAGUGCGUCUUUUCGUUGGUUACAGCAAAAAGGAGAAAGAAUACAUGCAAGGGUGGACCUUAAUGGGCGAACCACUCUGUAAACUCUGUCAGACUCCAUGCAAGGACAAAAGGGCAAAGACACCUGAAUUUUUUGAGGAUCUUUUUUGUAACCUUGAUUGCUGUGAAGAAUAUCGUCUUCGAACCAGUAAUAGAUAUCUCCGCCAGGAACUUUUUCAAGUAGAGCAUGGGGUAUGCUCGAAAUGCCAAUUAGACUGCCAUCAACUUGUGAAAAUCAUUAAACCUUUAUCUUUGGUAAGGCGGAGAGAGUACAUCAAGAAAGUAGCACCAAACUUGGCCAGUCGGAAGAGUUUGCUUGAUAAGCUUGUCAGUGAUCCAUCUGAGGGCAACGCAUGGCAUGCAGACCACAUUGUUCCAGUCUACCAAGGUGGAGGUGAAUGCAGAUUAGAGAACAUGAGGACUCUUUGCGUGACCUGCCAUGCUGAUGUCACUGCUGCACAACAAGCUGAACGAAAGUCAACGAGGGCCCGGGCCAAGAAAAACCUUAAAGAUGCCUUGAAUAACCUCAAAAAUGUUCAGGACAUGAAAAGGACUCGUAUUUAUAAGGUGCAAAGAGAUUUGGAGAUCAAAGAGGACAUGGAUGAUGAUGAUCUUCUAGUCGUCGUUCCUGGAAGUGCCUAUUCUGGUGAUCAAGUAGCUACUUCCAGUGAAGACUUGCACAAAUCUUCUGAAGCUAAAUCUUCACAUAUGAACGGAACAUGAAGCUUUGUUUCAUAAUAUAACUAGCAUGGCAUUAACCAACUUUUUUUUCCCUUUAUAAUUGUAUUAUAUUGACUGUAUUACAAUUGAAAAACAGCCCCUGUAGUCGCUUUGAUGCCCCAUAUCUGGCUGAUACGCGGCAUGACAGUUUUUGUGUAUAUUUCUAGAUGGUGCCGAAAGGCAGUGGAGAUAGAAAAGUAAGGACUGCAUGUUUCUUCUGUAAAACAAAAUCCGAGGGUGUCUUGGUACCAUACCGUUUAGAUAUAAAGCAUCAUUAUUCUAGUUUAA
Messenger RNA from Tripterygium wilfordii, 4038 nucleotides. Its product is annotated as DNA annealing helicase and endonuclease ZRANB3. Gene Ontology annotation, molecular function: endonuclease activity; ATP-dependent chromatin remodeler activity; zinc ion binding. NCBI's taxonomy places the organism in Eukaryota, Viridiplantae, Streptophyta, Magnoliopsida, Celastrales, Celastraceae. The transcript has 24 exons. Gene Ontology annotation, biological process: replication fork processing; DNA repair. The record is from RefSeq and is a predicted model, not a curated record. Gene Ontology annotation, cellular component: nuclear replication fork. Bases 88 to 3753 code for a protein of 1221 amino acids.